Molecule: messenger RNA, 1008 nt
Organism: Cutaneotrichosporon cavernicola
Lineage: Eukaryota; Fungi; Basidiomycota; Tremellomycetes; Trichosporonales; Trichosporonaceae
Gene: SEH1
Exons: 4
Coding region: 1-1008 (335 amino acids)
Biological process (GO): positive regulation of TORC1 signaling; cellular response to amino acid starvation
Cellular component (GO): nuclear pore outer ring; Seh1-associated complex
Molecular function (GO): structural molecule activity; protein binding
Source: RefSeq, a predicted model, not a curated record
AUGCUCCAAACAAGUCUUAUCCCAACAGGCCACGCCGAUCUCGUCACUCAUGCCGCGUACGACUUCUACGGCGAGAAGUUGGCGACGUGCUCGGCCGAUCACAAGAUCAAGAUCUUCAGCAAGUUGCCAGACGGGACAUGGGAGCUAGAGACGGAGUGGAAGGCACACGACGCACCAAUCCUACAACUCUCCUUCGCGCAUCCGAUCCACGGCGUGCUCUUGGCUUCGUGCAGUCACGACCGUACUGUACGAAUCUGGGAGGAGCAGCUCGCGCCGGCGGGAUCCGGCGCGCCGCCAAAGUGGGUCGAGCGUGGUAUACUCUCUGGCGCAAAGGGGAGCGUGCGGUCUGUCGAGUUCGCCCCGCCCAACCCGGCAUAUGGAUUGCGCGUGGCGAGCAUAUCGACGGAUAGUCAUCUGCGGGUGCACACCUCUCUUGAUCCCGACCUGAAUGACUGGUCCCUCGCACAUGACGUGCACGUCCCGUCCCUCACGAGUGAGGACGUGCCGGAGACACAGGGCGCAACGCCCGCAGAGACCGCGACUGGCGGAUGGGCGCUGUCGUGGUGCAAGGAGAAGUGGUGGGGCAGCGUUAUCGCUGUGUUUGCUGGCAACUCACCUGUCGCGCGGAUUAUCCAGCUUGACGACACGCCGACCGCGCUCCUCAACCUCCGCCCGCCGGGCGUGAGCCCUCUCACAGCCAUUGCGUGGGCGCCAUCCUGCGGGCGUAGUUACCACCUCAUUGCCACUGGUGCGCGGGAUGGCACGGUGCGUAUUUGGCGCGCGGAACCGCCCUCAGAUGACGACGAUGGCGCAAAGAGCUGGUCGGCCGAGACGGUCGCCGAAUUCCCGAAGGGUGCGCGAGUCGGCAUGGUCGAGUGGAACGCGACUGGCACGACGCUUACGACGUCGGACGACGAGGGUGUCAUCCGCAUCUACAAGCCGACGUAUGCCAAGAACUGGAAGCUCCUCGGCAAGAUGACGGCGGAGGAGCCUCCAGCCGAGGAGUAG